AGAAGUCCAAUAUUGAAAAUGUCAACGAGAAAAGACUUGUUCUGUGCAUCUAGAAUGUCGGAUAGAAGUUGCCCAUGAAAGCCAUAAGGAAAAAUGUCAACGAGAAAAGACCUGUUCUGUGCAUCUAGAAUGUCGGAUAGAAGUUGCCCAUGAAAGCCAUAAGAAAAAUGAUAGGAAAGAAACCCAAGAAGACUGAAAUGAAUCUAUAAGAAAAGAAUGAUAGUCAGAUAAGCCCCUCCAUAGCCAUUGAAGCUCUAUAGAAAAGAAUGGUAAUCACAUAGAUUUGCAGAUAAGUUUCACCCUUUGUUUUCAUUGUGGCACACAAUUGCUCAUUGAAAAAGGAAAAGAAAAGAAGAAUAAUGGGUAUCAAGGGAAAAUUGGCACGAGUUAUAAGAAAGGGAACAGAAUGUGUUACAAAUAAAAUAUCUCAAGCAGCCGACAAAAUAAAGAGCUCAAUUCAUCAAUGGAAAACUGAUGCCUUCCAGAGAUUGGAGGAUGGGAUUGGAGUCGUCAAGACCCAUCUAUUCCUUAAGCCACUAAUAUUUGGGCUUGUUAUUUUGUUUAGAAUGAUUGUCGUGGUGAUGAGAGGUGUGAAUUGGGUGACUGAGAAAGUUGCAGGAGUACUGAAGAUGAUGAAUGGGCUAUUGACAGUUGGUCCGCUCCGCUUCCAAUGGGGAAGAGAGAUUGCUAAGAAGUUACCAUUUGGAGAGACGCUUGUUGCACUGUUAGAAUGUUUUGGGAAACUUAUUGGUACAUGUACCUCUAAAACCAAAGAAGUACUCAAAUACUUCACUGUGGAAGCAACUUCAGUUAUGCGUCUCAAAUAUGGAGAUGAAGUUGCUCGUUUGUUUCAGGAUGUUUUAAUAUCUUUUGGGCUGGCGUUAAAUAUGUCAUGGGAUUUAGUUCAGAUUCUGGAUCCAAUAGGUCUCCCACUAGAUUCGGUGGAACUCUUCAAUGAUUUUUAUGACCAAAUACAUAUCCAUGACGUAGAAGAUGAAAUAAAAAAAUUUGUUCCUAUGCCUGAUAAUAUAGCAAAAAUAAACAAAAUUGUGGCCAUGCAAGCUCUUGCUCUUGAGGAAGAGAAGAAGAAAAAAGUUGCUUAUAACCAGAAGAAAGAAGUUUCUUAUCAUAAGAAAAAUGUUGCUUCAGUCACACAUCAUUAUGUGACAUCCAGAGCGACCUAUCAAAAGAAACCCACAAUGGUAUUAGCUUGAAUGAUGUAAUCCUUAAGACAAUCAAGAAAGUCACUCCUAAGACAUGAGAAACAAUGGUUUGAUAAUUUGAUUUGGUUGUUGUAUUGAUCAUUUAAACUAUUUACCCAAAAUAUGUUUAAACAUU
Messenger RNA from Cryptomeria japonica (Japanese cedar), 1338 nucleotides. RefSeq lists its product as uncharacterized. The record is from RefSeq and is a predicted model, not a curated record. Bases 360 to 1214 code for a protein of 284 amino acids. NCBI's taxonomy places the organism in Eukaryota, Viridiplantae, Streptophyta, Pinopsida, Cupressales, Cupressaceae. The transcript is spliced from 4 exons.